Messenger RNA from Colletotrichum paranaense, 1077 nucleotides. RefSeq names its product D-isomer specific 2-hydroxyacid dehydrogenase. Gene Ontology annotation, cellular component: cytosol. The coding region runs from base 1 to 1077 and encodes 358 amino acids. NCBI's taxonomy places the organism in Eukaryota, Fungi, Ascomycota, Sordariomycetes, Glomerellales, Glomerellaceae. The transcript is spliced from 2 exons. Gene Ontology annotation, molecular function: NAD binding; glyoxylate reductase (NADPH) activity; hydroxypyruvate reductase [NAD(P)H] activity. The record is from RefSeq and is a predicted model, not a curated record.
AUGGCCGAACCCAACAAUACACCCUGGCCCCCAGCAACACCACAAUCUCAAACCCCUCUCUCCGCGUCGCCUGUCCUCCGCCCCCAUCCUGGCGGUCAAGUAGAACCCAAAACGGCAGCAUCGCAAGCAUCAGCAGCAACGAAAAACGGCACGCAUAAGCCCCGCGUCCUACACAUCGGCGACCCGAUCAAGUACAACCCGGAAACCUACGCCGCCUUUUCCGCGCAAUGCGACAUCAUCCGCCCCUCGACGCCCGAACGACAGCGCCCCGCAUUCGCUGCCGCAUUACGGGACGGCAAGUGGGGCGACUUUUCCGCCAUCUUCCGGCCGUUCUGGGGCACGGGCGGCGAGAUGGGCAUCAUCUAUUGCAACUCAGGCCUCGCCGCCGCCGAAGCAGUAGCAGACUUUGCCGUCGCUCUUGUCGUCUCAACCUUCCGCCAUCUCCCCUGGUGCACAGCAUCCGCCGCAGACCCGUCCGCCUUCCAAGACUGCCACGCUCGCGCCACGGCCGCCUCGCACACCCUUCGCGGCCACGUCCUCGGCCUCGUGGGCAUGGGUAACAUCGGCCAGCAGAUCGCGCAGCGUCUCGGCGUCGGUUUUGGUAUGAAAGUACACUACUUUGACGUCGUCCGCAAAGACCCAGUCACCGUGGAAGCCAAGUUUAGCGCGACGUUUCACGAGACGAUGGAGAGCUUGCUGCGCGUCUCGGAUUGUGUUGUGCUGUGCACACCUGCUGGUGGUAAGGUUAUCACUGCCGAGUCAUUGGCUUGGAUUAAGCCUGGGUCGAGGUUUGUGAAUAUCGCAAGGGGUAGCUUGGUUGACGAGGAGGCUUUGGCGGAUGCGUUGGAGUCUGGGCAGAUUGGGACUGUUGCGUUGGAUGUGCAUGCUGAUGAGCCGAGGCCGCAUCCGCGGUUGCUCAAGAUGGCGGGGACGAAGGCCAUGUUGACAUGUCACAAUGCUGGAGGGACGGUUGAGACGCACAAGGGGUUUGAGGAGUUGAGUAUGAGGAAUAUCAUGGCGGUGUUGGGGGGAGGGCAGCCGAUUACGCCUGUCAAUCUGCAUUAUCUGAAGCAGUGA